Molecule: messenger RNA, 2708 nt
Organism: Puma concolor (puma)
Lineage: Eukaryota; Metazoa; Chordata; Mammalia; Carnivora; Felidae
Source: RefSeq, a predicted model, not a curated record
GCCGCCACCGCCGCCCCGAGAGAAGGUGGAGGAAGAAAUCCAGCUUGUAGCACGCGCGCACCAUCAUGGACCAUUAUGAUUCCCAGCAAACCAACGACUACAUGCAGCCCGAAGAGGACUGGGAUCGAGACCUGCUCCUGGACCCGGCCUGGGAGAAGCAGCAGAGAAAGACGUUCACGGCAUGGUGCAACUCCCACCUUCGCAAGGCGGGGACGCAGAUCGAGAACAUCGAGGAGGACUUCCGGGACGGACUAAAGCUCAUGCUGCUGCUGGAGGUCAUCUCAGGGGAGCGCUUGGCCAAGCCGGAGAGAGGCAAAAUGAGAGUGCACAAGAUCUCCAACGUCAACAAGGCCCUGGAUUUCAUCGCCAGCAAGGGAGUCAAGCUCGUGUCCAUUGGAGCCGAAGAAAUCGUGGAUGGGAACGUGAAAAUGACCCUGGGCAUGAUCUGGACCAUCAUCCUCCGCUUCGCCAUCCAGGACAUCUCUGUGGAAGAGACUUCCGCGAAGGAGGGGCUGCUCUUGUGGUGUCAGAGAAAGACGGCCCCUUACAAAAACGUCAACAUCCAGAACUUCCACAUAAGCUGGAAGGACGGCCUCGGCUUCUGUGCCUUGAUCCACCGACACCGGCCUGAGCUGAUUGACUAUGGGAAGCUGCGGAAGGAUGACCCACUCACAAAUCUGAACACAGCCUUUGAUGUGGCAGAGAAGUACCUAGACAUCCCCAAGAUGCUGGAUGCUGAAGACAUCGUCGGAACCGCCCGACCGGAUGAGAAGGCCAUCAUGACUUACGUGUCCAGCUUCUACCAUGCCUUCUCCGGAGCCCAGAAGGCGGAGACAGCAGCCAAUCGCAUCUGCAAGGUGUUGGCCGUCAACCAGGAGAACGAGCAGCUUAUGGAAGACUAUGAGAAGCUGGCCAGCGAUCUGCUGGAGUGGAUCCGCCGCACCAUCCCAUGGCUGGAGAACCGGGCGCCGGAGAACACCAUGCACGCCAUGCAGCAGAAGCUGGAGGACUUCCGGGACUACCGGCGUCUGCACAAGCCACCCAAGGUGCAGGAGAAGUGCCAGCUGGAGAUCAACUUCAACACACUGCAGACCAAGCUGCGCCUCAGCAACCGGCCCGCCUUCAUGCCCUCCGAGGGCAGGAUGGUCUCGGACAUCAACAAUGCCUGGGGCUGCCUAGAGCAGGCAGAGAAGGGCUAUGAGGAGUGGCUGCUGAACGAGAUCCGGAGGCUGGAGCGGCUCGACCACCUGGCAGAGAAAUUCCGGCAGAAAGCCUCCAUCCACGAGGCCUGGACGGACGGCAAAGAGGCUAUGCUACGGCAGAAGGAUUACGAGACCGCCACUCUCUCGGAGAUCAAGGCCCUGCUCAAGAAGCAUGAGGCCUUUGAGAGUGACCUCGCCGCCCACCAGGACCGCGUGGAGCAAAUUGCCGCCAUCGCACAGGAACUCAAUGAGCUGGACUAUUACGACUCACCCAGUGUCAACGCCCGGUGCCAAAAGAUCUGUGACCAGUGGGACAAUCUGGGAGCCCUAACCCAGAAGCGGAGGGAAGCUUUGGAGCGGACAGAGAAACUGCUGGAGACCAUUGACCAGCUGUACCUGGAGUAUGCCAAGCGGGCUGCACCCUUCAACAACUGGAUGGAGGGGGCCAUGGAGGAUCUGCAGGACACCUUCAUCGUGCACACCAUCGAGGAGAUCCAGGGACUGACCACAGCCCAUGAGCAGUUCAAGGCCACCCUCCCUGAUGCCGACAAGGAACGCCUGGCCAUCCUGGGUAUCCACAACGAGGUGUCCAAGAUUGUCCAGACCUACCACGUCAACAUGGCGGGCACCAACCCCUACACAACCAUCACUCCUCAGGAGAUCAAUAGCAAGUGGGACCACGUGCGGCAGUUGGUGCCACGGAGGGACCAGGCCCUGACGGAGGAGCAUGCCCGCCAGCAGCACAAUGAGAGGCUACGCAAGCAGUUCGCAGCCCAGGCCAAUGUCAUCGGGCCCUGGAUUCAGACCAAGAUGGAGGAGAUUGGGCGGAUCUCCAUUGAGAUGCACGGGACCCUGGAGGACCAGCUCAGCCACCUGCGGCAGUAUGAGAAGAGCAUCGUCAACUACAAGCCCAAGAUCGACCAGCUGGAGGGCGACCACCAGCUCAUCCAGGAGGCUCUCAUCUUCGACAACAAGCACACUAACUACACCAUGGAGGAUCACUCCGGCACGCUGGGUCCCGAGGAGUUCAAAGCCUGCCUCAUCAGCUUGGGUUAUGAUAUUGGCAACGACCCCCAGAAGAAGACAGGCAUGAUGGACACAGAUGAUUUCCGCGCCUGCCUUAUCUCCAUGGGUUACAACAUGGGAGAGGCAGAAUUUGCGCGCAUCAUGAGCAUUGUGGACCCCAACCGCCUGGGGGUAGUGACGUUCCAGGCCUUCAUCGACUUUAUGUCUCGGGAGACGGCCGACACGGACACAGCAGACCAAGUCAUGGCCUCCUUCAAGAUCCUGGCUGGGGACAAGAACUACAUCACGGUGGACGAGCUGCGCCGAGAGCUGCCGCCGGAUCAGGCGGAGUACUGCAUCGCCCGGAUGGCCCCCUACACCGGCCCCGACGCCGUGCCCGGUGCUCUGGACUACAUGUCCUUCUCCACGGCGCUGUACGGCGAGAGCGACCUCUAACCCGCCGGCCCCGGCCAGCGCCCUCGCCCUGUCCGCUGUGCGCCC